Messenger RNA from Hipposideros armiger (great roundleaf bat), 1364 nucleotides. It is a transcript of the gene BSG, whose product is annotated as basigin (Ok blood group). Gene Ontology annotation, cellular component: external side of plasma membrane; early endosome; recycling endosome. Gene Ontology annotation, molecular function: protein phosphatase binding; CD4 receptor binding; sialic acid binding. Gene Ontology annotation, biological process: B cell activation; regulation of B cell proliferation; negative regulation of B cell receptor signaling pathway. Lineage: Eukaryota; Metazoa; Chordata; Mammalia; Chiroptera; Hipposideridae. The transcript has 8 exons. The coding region runs from base 76 to 885 and encodes 269 amino acids. The record is from RefSeq and is a predicted model, not a curated record.
CGUGCGCGUGCCCGGGCCGCCUCCUGGAUUCUUAUAGCGCCGCGGGCGGCGGUUGGCGGCGGGCAAGGCAGCGACAUGGCGAAGGCGCUAUUUGUGGUCCUGGGGCUUGCGCUGCUGAAUGCCGACAGAGGCUCCGGGGCGGAGAGCAGGAUCUCUACUUCCAUAGUUGAUGUUGGCUCCAAAACACACCUCACCUGCACCUUGAAUGACAGCAACACUGAGAUCCUUGGCCACCGCUGGAUGAAGGGGGACAAGGUGUUGCACGAGGACAAGCUGUCAGAUCUGAAGAUGGAGUAUGAGGUGGACAUAGAUGAGCGUGCGGGACAGUACUUCUGUGUGUUCCUCCCGGAGCCUGUGGGCAGGACCAGCGUGAACGUGGCGGGGCCUCCCAAGGUGAAUGCUGUGAAGAAGUCAGAGCAAGCCACUGAGGGGGAGGAGGUUGUGCUGAUCUGCAAGUCGGCAUCCUUCCCCCCGGUCACCAACUGGGUGUGGUACAAGAUUAGUGGUGCCGGGGACCAGGUCCUCACCAACAACUCCCAGAACAAGGUAUUCGUGGUGUCCAUGGAGACGAAGACAGAACUGCACAUCCGGGACCUGGACCUGAAACUGGACUCUGGCCAGUAUGUCUGCAAUGGCACCAGUGCAGAGGGCACCGAGCAGGCGUUCAUCACACUACGUGUGCGCAGCCACCUUGCCGCCCUCUGGCCCUUCCUGGGCAUCGUGGCAGAGGUGCUUGUGCUGGUUACCAUCAUCUUCAUUUACGAGAAGCGGCGGAAGCCAGACGAGGUCCUGGAUGAUGAGGACACCGGCUCUGCUCCCCUGAAGAGCAGUGGGCACCACGUGAAUGACAAAGGCAAGAAUGUCCGCCAGAGGAAUGCCAGCUGAGCGCCCUCGCAUUCCUGAGGUGAGGGCACAUGCCAGAGCACCUUGGCUAGACGCGAGGUUCUGUGUGUGUCACCUGCUGGCCCCUGCCUGUCCCCUUGCUGGCCUCCCGACCCAUCCCCUGGGCAUUUAGCCUCCUCGUCCAUCACACUGGGGGACUGUGGAGGGUAGACUGCAUUUUUCCAAGGUUCCUGCCAUGGCUUCAGCUUCCAGCCUAUCUAAAGCCAGUGCUGUCAUAUGACCGCAGGUCUGUGUGACAUGAGACAGUCCUGCCCACAUGGCCGCCCCCACACUGAGGGGUGGUCUGGUUGACCAUCGCAGCGGGAGUUUCUGUGACAGCUUUUUUCCUAUCUGCCCAUGGCGACUUCAGAAAUGCCCUCCCUAGCUGGGCCUGAGGCUUCUUCCUGUCCACAGCAUUCUGACUCCCAUGGGAACCCCCAACUUGCUUGCCUGCUCACCAAUAAAGGCUGACCCACCUUGUC